AUGGUGCUCCUUAGCCCGUCGGUCAAAGGUCUCAGAAAGUUACUGUCAGUCUGUGAGAAUUAUGCUAAAUCUCACGGACUGAAGUACAAUGUCUUGAAGACUGAAAUGUUGAUUUUUAAAGCAGGGAAGGGUCCGGAGAGGAUUCCCGAAGUGUUUUUGGACGGGACAGCGGUUCGGGUCGUUAGGCAGUUCAAAUAUCUUGGCCACAUCGUCACUGACGAUCGUAAGGACGAUCUUGACAUGGAGCGAGAAAGGCGGGCAUUGUCGGUUCGGUGCAACAUGCUCGCGCGCAGAUUUUCUAAAUGCAGUACAGAAGUAAAGGGCACCCUCUUCAGGGCUUACUGCCAGUGUUUUUAUACCUGUCAGUUAUGGUACCGGUACAAGAGGGCGUCCUUUAGCACCAUAAGGGUGCAAUAUAAUGAUGCAUACCGCAUCCUUAUGAAGCUUCCAAGAUACUGCAGCGCAUCGAGCAUGUUCGCCGAGGCGGGAAUGCCCGAUUUCUUUGCUGUUAUCAGGACGCGGAUAUCUUCCUUCUGGGAAAGAUUGCGUGGCUCUGAUAACAGCAUCCUCCAGGUGGUAGGCCAGGACCUACGCAGUCCAAUAAUAGCACAUUGGAGGUUGAUGCAUCGAGAUUCAAACAGAAAAUAG
Messenger RNA from Maniola jurtina (meadow brown), 648 nucleotides. RefSeq lists its product as uncharacterized. NCBI's taxonomy places the organism in Eukaryota, Metazoa, Arthropoda, Insecta, Lepidoptera, Nymphalidae. The record is from RefSeq and is a predicted model, not a curated record. The coding region runs from base 1 to 648 and encodes 215 amino acids. The transcript has a single exon.